UUGGCGCUGGCGUCGGGCAGAGAUUUGAGCGGUGGACGCUGGGUAGGACGUGAAGUCGGCCAUGUUUACCUUUUCAUAGUGGUUGAAGGAGAGAUACCCAGUAAUGAAGGGGAUCCGAAAUUUCAGUCAUAUAUCUAAACGGUUCUAUGCGGCCCCCCGGAGCAGCAGAUCUCUGACAGAGCCGCUAGCCGGCUUAAAGCUCCCCAAAGGGGCUGCACACCCCCACCAAGAUGCCCAAGUGACCAGGCUUCCCAAUGGCCUGGUGAUUGCGUCCCUGGAGACCUACUCCCCGGCCUCUAAGAUCGGCCUGUUUGUGAAAGCGGGAAGUCGUUAUGAGACCACGGGAAACGAGGGCGUCACUCACAUGCUGCGGCUCGCUGCCAACCUGACCACAAAGGGUGCGUCCGCGUUCAAGAUCUGUCGGGGUGUGGAGGCCGUGGGGGGCAGCUUGAGUGUGACCUCCUCCAGGGAGAACAUGAUCUACUCGGUGGACUGUCUGAGAGACCAUGUCGAUACCGUCAUGGAGUACCUGAUUAACGUAACCACAGCCCCCGAGUUCAGGCCUUGGGAGGUGAAUGACCUCACGUCGAGGCUGAAGAUUGACAAGGCCUUGGCCAGUCAGAAUCCACAGAUCGCUGUGUUGGAAAUACUGCAUGCGGCUGCCUACAAGAAUGCCCUGUCCAACUCUUUGUACUGCCCAGACUACAUGGUGGGUCAUGUGACCUCAGAGCAGCUGCACACCUUUGUCCAGAACAAUUUCACCAGUGCGAGGAUGGCUUUGGUGGGACUGGGUGUGGAUCACUCCGUGCUCAGGCAAGUGGGGGAGCAGUUUCUAAACGUCCGCAGCGGGACAGGGGUCGCCGGCGCCAAGGCACAGUACCGAGGAGGGGAAGUGCGGAACCAGAGCAGCGACAGCCUGGUGCACGUGGCACUGGUGAGCGAGGGGGCAGUGUCGGGCUCGGCGGAGGCCAGCGCCUUCAGCCUGCUGCAGCGCGUGCUGGGAGCCGGGCCUCGCGUCAAGCGCGGCUCCAACACCACCAGCAAGCUGAGCCAGGGCAUCGCCAAGGCAACGCCCAGCCCCUUCGACGCCUCGGCUUUCAAUGCUGACUACUCCGACUCGGGGCUGUUUGGGGUCUACACCAUCUCGCAGAGCGACUCGGCUGGAGAUGUGAUCCGGGCGGCCGCCGCCCAGGUGGACAGCGUGGCACAGGGAGGCCUCACCCCAACUGACCUCUCCAGGGCCAAGAGCCAGCUGACGGCGGAGUAUCUGAUGGCUCUGGAGUGCUCAGACACGGCCCUGGAGGUGCUGGGCCUACAAGCACUGCUGGGAGGAGCCUACCAGGCCCCAGAAACUGUAGUCCAGAACAUCAACUCUGUCACCGCCGAUGAUGUCAUCAAUGCUGCGAAAACGUUUGUGGCUGGGAAGAAGACGAUGGUAUCUAGUGGACAUCUGAUGAACAUGCCCUUCAUAGAUGAAUUGUGAAGAGUGAGGUUUGAAUUGGCAAAGAGACAUGGUAUCCAUCGCUGCUGGGUCAACAGAUCCACUCACUUCCGGUUCCCAUGGCAACUCUGUCUCCAGGAAAUGACCGCAUUGCCAGCACCAACUACAACUGUUGUUUAUCGUCUGGUCUGUGCUAAGUUUCGUCCACUAUUGUAUAUCCAAUGUAAAUUCAUUAAAAUCUCUAUGGUA
This is a messenger RNA of Conger conger (European conger), 1690 nucleotides long. Its product is annotated as cytochrome b-c1 complex subunit 2, mitochondrial. Bases 104 to 1483 code for a protein of 459 amino acids. NCBI's taxonomy places the organism in Eukaryota, Metazoa, Chordata, Actinopteri, Anguilliformes, Congridae. The record is from RefSeq and is a predicted model, not a curated record. Gene Ontology annotation, molecular function: metal ion binding. The transcript is spliced from 14 exons. Gene Ontology annotation, cellular component: mitochondrion.